Messenger RNA from Oncorhynchus tshawytscha (Chinook salmon), 2582 nucleotides. Its product is annotated as NLR family CARD domain-containing protein 3-like. The coding region runs from base 1508 to 2413 and encodes 301 amino acids. Lineage: Eukaryota; Metazoa; Chordata; Actinopteri; Salmoniformes; Salmonidae. The transcript is spliced from 4 exons. The record is from RefSeq and is a predicted model, not a curated record.
UUACAUAGUUGAUGAUAUUGUUAUGUUUAUUUAUAUAGUUGACUAUCAAGAACUUACACUUCCUCAAAACAGAUUGUUUGCAUUCAUUAGUGACCACUGUGGCAAAACGUUUGGCAAUGGAAACCUUUCAGGUCACAUUGUAGAGCAUUUAGAGUAAACUGUUUAUGCAACGUUGCAAAACUGUUGGCUGCGGUGUAAACUAUUGAAUACGGCCCAGGUAGUAGCCUACAACCCGGCUGUUGAUGCCUGCCUGAUGGUGAAACAUGAACGUAACCUGAGAGGUAUACUAUGAUGCAAUCUAGACAUACUGGUUUUCUAAAGCUAGCCAGCUUCAGUUAGCUUCACAUUCCAGCUUAGGCCUCAUCCAUCAGAAUAUACAGAGCGCCAGUCAACAGGAAGGUGUUCUCUCAGCAGAACGGAACAUAUCUCAAUGACUUGACAUGUUCUGGUUGUGAAUUCAGGCUACAAGGUGACAAUCCUGCCAGUGAUUAUUGUAAAAAUGUGUAGAGAAAUUAAACGUAUGUUGUUAUUUUACUAUAGUGAAUGGAAGUUAAACACUCAGACCUAACAGUCUAUUUCUUCUGGGACAGGUAAGUGCCAGUUUAAUCAUACAAAAUGGAUGUGGGAAAUUCAAAUUCAAUAUUCAUAUAUCAAUGUUUUACAUUUCACAUUUUGUAUGAUAAAUGUAAUUGUAUCAUAGUUCCACUAUAGCACGUGUCAAACUCAUUCCAGGGAGUGUCUGCGAGUUUUCGCUCCACCCCUCGAUUGAUGAAUUAAUGUCACUAAUUAGUAAGGACCUCCCCUCACCUGGUUGUCUAGGUCUCAAAAACCUGCAGACACUCAGCCCUCUGUGAGUUUGACACCCCUACACUAUAUUUUGAUAUUAUCCUUGCUGUAUGAGCCAUGUCACAAUUCCAACCUAGUAACCCUAUUUGCGGCAAUGGCGCAAUGCGAUGCAUAGUCCUUUAGUCUCCAUGAGCCAAAUGGCCGGUUGGUGAAGGCCACAGCACGGGGAAGGUUUACAGGUCCAUAGGUUUACAGCAGCUGAGAGUUGCUGCAUUGUUAAAAACUCAAUCAUUUGAUCAUCCUGUUGCACGAUACCUAACACUUGUAGUGUAUUUGAGAUUUUAAAAGGCUUCUGAAGUUUGUAAUUUCUACAUUUCCACUUUAAAAAUGUUAAUUAAUUCUAAUCCAAAUAAUUUUCCUGCGGUGGAAACUGGCUCAAAUUAAGAUCCGACAUCUGUAGAAAUAUAUCUGUCUUUGAAGUACAUGGCUAUAUCAGGAGGACAGGAUUCUCUUUUGACCAUUCUUGUUUGACCAUUUUACAUCUUUUUUUAUCUACUGUUGUUUAGGCUUGUUGAUUGAGUUCCCUAUGAGAAGCUACUUCAUCUGCAAGUAAACAGCUGGCCGCACCUGUAACUGUUAGAAGUUAUGUGAACUCCUCAUAUGACAUUCAAAUCCAAUCAAGCAGGAGAGACCAGCCUCACCUGUACCCAGCUGUGUGUCCAUGAAGAGUGACUGUUCUAUGCUUGAACCUAUAAAGUUUAGAGAGGGAGACUUUUCUACUGAACAAAGUCCAGAACUCCCAGAAGACUUUGAGAGUCAGAGGGAGGAUGAGGAAGUGGUGAAUGCUGAAGAUGAGAAGCAGGAGAGCAGUGCCAUAGAGAGGGACAUUUCUGACACACUGGAGAAAAAUGCAGAUGCUCUUGCUGUGAUUUGCCAACGUGAACUCAAACUUAAUCUAAAGAAGAAGUUUCAAUGUAUAUUUGAGGGGAUCGCUCAACAAGGAAACCCAACACUUCUCAAUAAGAUCUACACAGAGCUCUACAUCACAGAGGGUGGAACAGGAGAGGUCAAUAAUGAACAUGAGCUGAGACAGAUUGAGACAACAACCAGGAAACAAGCAAGACCAGAGACUGCAAUCAAAUGUAACGACAUCUUCAAACCAUUAACUGGACAAGACAAACUUAUCAGAACUGUGCUGACAAAGGGAGUCGCUGGCAUUGGAAAAACAGUCUCUGUGCAGAAGUUCAUUCUGGACUGGGCUGAAGGAAAAGCAAAUCAGGAUGUCCAAUUUGUAUUUUCAUUCCCUUUUCGGGGGCUGAAUUUGAUGAAAGAGGAAAAACACAAUUUGAUUGAACUUCUCAAUCACUUCUCAAUGGAAACCAAAGAAUCAAGAAUCUCCAACUAUGACAGGUACAAAGUUCUGUUCAUCUUUGAUGGUCUGGAUGAGUGCCGACUGCCCCUAGACUUCCAGAAAAACAAGAUUUGUUGUGACGUCACAGAGUCAACCUCAGUGGAUGUUCUGCUGACAAAUCUCAUCAAGGGAAAUCUGCUUCCCGCUGCUCUCCUCUGGAUAACUCCCGACCUGCAGCAGCCAAUCAGAUCCCCCCUGAGUGUGUUGACCAGGUGACAGAGGUACGAGGGUUCAAUGACCCACAGAAGGAGGAGUACUUCCGGAAGAGAUUCAGUGAUGAUGAGGACCUGGCCAGCAGUAUCAUCUCACACAUAAAGACAUCAAGGAGCCUCCACAUCAUGUGCCACAUUCCAGACUUCUGUUGGAUUUCUGCAAUAGUCCUUGA